Messenger RNA from Solanum verrucosum, 1481 nucleotides. RefSeq names its product serine carboxypeptidase-like 13. NCBI's taxonomy places the organism in Eukaryota, Viridiplantae, Streptophyta, Magnoliopsida, Solanales, Solanaceae. Gene Ontology annotation, biological process: secondary metabolic process; proteolysis. The coding region runs from base 24 to 1466 and encodes 480 amino acids. The transcript has 14 exons. The record is from RefSeq and is a predicted model, not a curated record. Gene Ontology annotation, molecular function: acyltransferase activity, transferring groups other than amino-acyl groups; serine-type carboxypeptidase activity.
UGCAGAAGGUUUCGCAGGAGAAAAUGGAAGUCGGAAAACUGAUUUUGGUGUUGAGUUAUCUACAAUAUGUAUACCCUCUAUUUAUCAUUUACCUCUUUUUCCUUCCAUUGGAGAGAACUCCACCUCCACACUUUGAUGUAUCAACUUCUUUAGUCAAGUAUUUGCCUGGCUUCGGUUUUCUUCCUUUUCAACUAGAUACUGGAUAUAUAGGAGUUGGUGAAGGUGAGGAAGUGCAACUGUUUUAUUAUUUUGUGAAGUCAGAGUCGGAUCCUGAAACCGACCCGCUUAUACUAUGGAUAACAGGUGGACCUGGUUGCUCUUCACUUGAAGGAUUGACUAUGGAAUUUGGUCCUCUGCACUUUGAUGAUAUGGAGUAUAAUGGUAGUUUACCUACUCUAUCAUUGAAUACCCAUUCAUGGACCAAGGUGGCAAGCAUAAUCUUUCUAGAUUUGCCAGUGAAGACAGGAUUCUCUUAUGCAACAACUGAAAAGGCAAAUCAAACAAAUAAUUUACAAACUGGUGAACAUGCUUACCAAUUUCUUCAAAAGUGGUUGGCUAAUCAUUCAAAGUUCCUUCAAAAUCCAAUAUAUAUUGGCGGUGACUCGUACUCUGGGACAACUGUUCCAAUUGUUGUUCAAACAAUAUCAAAUGGGAAUGAUGCGAAGACCAAGCCAAUGAUUAAUCUUAAGGGUUACAUACUUGGAAAUCCUUUGACAAUUAAUCCAGAUGAAUUAAACUAUAGGAUCCCAUUUGCUCAUGGUAUGGGACUUUUAUCUGAUGACCUGUACAAGGCGUUAGUGUCCAACUGUAGAGGAGAAUAUCAGAAUAUAGCUCCGAACAAUUCAGCUUGUUCUAAUAGCGUUCAGACAUUCAAUAAGUUAUGCGAGGGAAUAAAUAAAGAACACAUUCUAGAGCCUCUUUGUGAUAGUGUUUCGUUAAAGAGAUACAGAUCAGUUGGCUGCAGAACAUCUCUUUAUGCGAAGCUCCACAAACUCGAGAAUUCAAUGGUGCUUCCCGGAGUUAAAUGUCUUGAGGACUGGCGCAAGCUUUCUGUUCAUUGGGCCAAUGAUGAUAGUGUUCAAGAGGCUCUUCAUGUUCGAAAGGGAACCAUUCAAAAUUGGACACGAUGCAGGGGAGACUUAUCUUUCACAUACAAUGUCUACAAUGUUGUACCAUAUCACGCCAAUCUUAGCGCCAAAGGUUAUAGGUCACUUAUAUACAGUGGUGAUCAUGAUUUGACUAUUCCUUUUAUUUCAACUGAAGCAUGGAUUGGAUCACUUAACUACUCAGUUACUGAUGAUUGGCGGAAAUGGAUUGUAAAUGGCCAAGUUGCUGGCUACACGAAGUCUUACUCUAAUAAUUUGACAUUUGCCACUGUGAAGGGAUCAGGUCAUGUGGCUCCUCUUUGGAAACCUUUAGAAUGUUUAACCAUGCUUACAAAAUGGAUAUCUUACAAACAACUUUAGGUCUUCUCAAGGUCU